AUGGCAGAGCAACUUUCUCCCGGAAAGACCACAGACCAGGUGUGCACCUUCCUCUUUAAAAAGCCCGCUGGACGAAAAGGGGCUGCAGGCCGCAGAAAGCGCCGGGGCUGCGACCAGGAGCCGGGAGGCAGCGGCAGCGGCAGCGGCAGCGGCAGCGACGAAGGCAGCACGGUGGUUCGCCCCGAAAAGCAGCGGGCGAUGGGCGAUCCCAUGAUACAGACGACUCGGGGCCGCGGGGCACGGAAGGCCGCUUGCGGCCGCUUGAGCGGCGAGGAGGAGCGGGGGGAGGAGCCCGAGGCCCAGGGUGUGGGCGUGGCGUACAAGUCCGCCCGCUCGGCCACCCCCGCGGGACCAGGGGACAUGGGGGCGACUGCUGUCUACGAGCUGGACACCGAGAAGGAGCGCGACGCGCAAGCCCUCUUUGAGCGCAGCCAGAAGAUCCAGGAGGAGCUGAGGGGCAAGGAAGAUGACAAGAUCUAUCGGGGAAUCAAUAAUUAUCAGAAAUACCUGAAGCCCAAGGAUACGUCUCUGGGCAGUGCAUCCUCCGGGAUGGGGAGGAAGGGCCCCAUCCGGGCGCCCGAGCAUCUGUGUGCCACCGUGCGCUGGGAUUACCAGCCCGACACCUGUAAGGACUUCAAGGAGACUGGCUUCUGCGGCUUCGGAGACAGUUGCAAGUUCCUCCAUGACCGUUCAGAUCACAAGCACGGGUGGCAGAUUGAACGUGAGCUUGAGGAGGGUCGCUACGGUGUCUAUGGGGACGAAAACUAUGAAGUGGGAAGCGAUGAUGGGGAAAUACCAUUCAGGUGUUUCAUCUGUCGCCAGACCUUCCAGAAUCCGGUUGUCACCAGGUGCAGGCAUUAUUUCUGCGAGAGCUGUGCACUGCGGCAUUUCCGCACCACCCCUCGCUGCUAUGUCUGUGACCAGCAGACCAACGGCGUCUUCAAUCCAGCCAAGGAAUUGAUUGCAAAAUUGGAGAAGCAUCGAGAGGCAGAAGAGGGUGAUGCUUCUGAUUUCCCAGAAGACCUCGAUGAGGGUCCCAUCCCCAUCACUUAA
Nyctereutes procyonoides (raccoon dog) is the source of this 1053-nucleotide messenger RNA. RefSeq names its product E3 ubiquitin-protein ligase RNF113A-like. Gene Ontology annotation, biological process: snoRNA splicing. Gene Ontology annotation, molecular function: metal ion binding. NCBI's taxonomy places the organism in Eukaryota, Metazoa, Chordata, Mammalia, Carnivora, Canidae. Gene Ontology annotation, cellular component: U2-type spliceosomal complex. The transcript has a single exon. The record is from RefSeq and is a predicted model, not a curated record. The coding region runs from base 1 to 1053 and encodes 350 amino acids.